CAAUGUUCUCAUCUCUUUUCUGAUCCUCAUCCUUCUCCCAAAAUGGCUCACCAGGGAAGAUGCAGUGCUGCAAUACUUUCCACCAUUCUCCUCCUCUGUCUUCACCCACUUGCCUCUGUUUCUGCUCGAGCUGCUAUAUACACUGUCGGCGAUGAUUCUGGCUGGACUUUCACCAUCGAAGAUUGGACCAAAGGGAAGAAGUUCAAGGCCGGAGACAUACUGACUUUCAACUAUUAUCCAACGUUCCACAAUGUGGCAGUUGUUGAUCUCAAAGGCUAUAAAAGUUGCUCAGCUUCUUCAACAGCUAAGAUUUACGAUAGUGGAAAAGAUCGAAUUAAAUUAUCAAAGGGACGGAACUACUUCAUCUGUAGCUUCCCUGGCCAUUGUGAGGAGGGAAUGCAGAUAGCAGUUUAUGCUCACUAAAAUUAAAAAUCUAGGGUUUAUGUUCAAACUAUAUAUUUCUUGAAUAAAGGAUGUUAAAUAUUCUUAUGAUCAGUGAAAUGGAUGAGAUGCUUGUUGGAUCAGGAGUUUGAUGCCAUGUUAUUUGAGGACAAGUACUAGUUCUGUGGAUAUGCAUUUGA
Alnus glutinosa is the source of this 581-nucleotide messenger RNA. RefSeq names its product basic blue protein-like. Lineage: Eukaryota; Viridiplantae; Streptophyta; Magnoliopsida; Fagales; Betulaceae. The coding region runs from base 43 to 423 and encodes 126 amino acids. Gene Ontology annotation, molecular function: electron transfer activity. The transcript is spliced from 2 exons. The record is from RefSeq and is a predicted model, not a curated record. Gene Ontology annotation, cellular component: plasma membrane.